Molecule: messenger RNA, 1079 nt
Organism: Nymphaea colorata (pocket water lily)
Lineage: Eukaryota; Viridiplantae; Streptophyta; Magnoliopsida; Nymphaeales; Nymphaeaceae
Product: protein SOSEKI 5-like
Exons: 4
Coding region: 137-454 (105 amino acids)
Source: RefSeq, a predicted model, not a curated record
AAACUUAGACUGUUCCGAGCUCGGAACAGGCUAGCACCAUCUCCUGCCCCGAGAACCCACCCCGGACCUCCUGAGUUGCCCUCUUGUCGAGCUCCUUCUCCCCCUUCUGAGUCUCCCUCUCGCCCCCGCGGAAGAAAUGGCGGCGAGAGCCAGAGGAGGAGGGGGAGGUAGGGUUGUUGAAAUGCUGGCGAGGAGGAGCCAGGAGGCGAGCCCCGAGAGGAUGAUGGUCUGGACGGAGCAAAGGGCGCCGAGGCAGGAGCGCAGGGUUCUGGUGCUUUACUACCUCUGCAAGAACGGUCAGCUCGAGCAUCUGCAUUUCAUGGAGGUUCCUCUGUAUUCUGUCGAGGGGCUGUGCCUCAGAGAUGUGACGAGCCAUCUAAACUUCCUCAGGGGAAAACGAAUCACUUCUAUGUACUCCAAGCGCCGCAAUUCCUGCCUACUUCAUCAUUGCUGACAAGACAAUCCUAUAGUGUGCAUGGAGAAAUACUCAGUGGUGGAGCUCAUUUAGGUGGAUAUAGCUUCAAUAAUGCUGCUUACCAACAGCAUCCAAUGACCAUGAUGAACAUCAAUAGGUCGAACCAGAACCAGAACCAGAUGCUGAAUGAGAGAUACAUGCAGAUGAUGUACAACAGGUCUUCUCUCACCCCACUUGCUACCACUUCCUACUACAACUAUCAGCCACAAUCACAGACAGCAGAGUAUGCUACCUAUUUGUUCAGUGAUGAUAACACCAGCAGUUGUGCCAUCAUGUGAAGGGGAAUGAAAAAAAAAGAAAAACAAAGAAAUAAACAUGAUGUCUUUGUCUACCGUGUUUAGAAUGUAGGAGAUAAGGCCUUAUUAAGUGUUUCCCCUUUUUUUUUUUUAUUUCAGUCCUUUGUUGAAUGAUCUACGGUGUUCUCGUUGGUUGCACAACAUCUUGUUCGGCAUAAGAGGAUAUGGUUCUGGCCGAAUGUGUUGGAACGAUAUAGUUGGAUGUUGCUGUAACAAUGAUGUGUUGCUGUAACAAUGAUGUAUCAUGGACUAAGCUCUGUAAUAAACUUCUUGCUGCUGGUUUUGUUUAUGAAAAUGGGAUUUGCUUA